This is a messenger RNA of Scophthalmus maximus (turbot), 1221 nucleotides long. It is a transcript of the gene stc1l, whose product is annotated as stanniocalcin 1, like. Gene Ontology annotation, biological process: intracellular calcium ion homeostasis. Lineage: Eukaryota; Metazoa; Chordata; Actinopteri; Pleuronectiformes; Scophthalmidae. Gene Ontology annotation, molecular function: hormone activity. The record is from RefSeq and is a predicted model, not a curated record. The transcript has 5 exons. The coding region runs from base 51 to 797 and encodes 248 amino acids. Gene Ontology annotation, cellular component: extracellular region.
CAGAACACCUUCCUCUCCAUCCUCCUCCUCCUCCUCGUGAAGAAGACGACAUGCUGCCCGGCUCCUCUCUCCUCCUCCUCCUCCUCCUCGGCUCCUCCGCCUGCUUCGAGCUGCUGCCGGAGGAGGCCGCUCCCCGCCGGGCUCGGUUCUCCUCCAACAGCCCGACUGAUGUGGCCAGAUGUUUGAACGGCGCUGUGGCCGUGGGCUGCGGCUUCUUCUCUUGUCUGGAGAACUCGACCUGUGACACUGACGGGAUGCACGAGAUCUGUGAGCUGUUCCUGCACACGGCCGCGACCUUCAACACAGAGGGUAAAACCUUCGUGAAGAGGAGUCUCCAGUGCAUCUCUCAGGGAAUCUCCUCCAAGAUUUUCCAGACGAUCCGUCGCUGCAACAUCUUCCAGAUGAUGAUCGCCGAGGUGCAGGAGGAGUGUUACAGCAGCCUGGACAUCUGCACCGUGGCCCGGACAAACCCUGAAGCCAUCGGAGAGGUGGUGCAGGUGCCGACUCACUUCCCCAACAGGUACUACAGCACCCUGCUGCAGAGCCUGCAGGCCUGCGACGAGCCCACCGUGGCGGCCGUGCGCUCCGGCCUCAUCGCCCGUCUCGGCCCCGACAUGGAGACGUUCCUGCAGCUCGUCCAGAACAAGCCGUGCGCCGCCGCGUCGGGCAGCGCCGCCGCCUACAGCAACCCGUCCAGCUGGAGGAACAUGCCCGUGUUCAACGUCCAGCCCAGCUUCAGGGGCCGGGACCCCACCCACCUGUUCGCCAGGAGGUCCGUGGACGACGGCGAGAAGUAGACAACGAGACGAUGUCACACGCUCACCUGCAGCCCUGAUUCACUUCACAGCCCAGAGCUUUAGAUGAUGAUUUUAAAUAAUAAUAAUUAUUAUUACAUGUGUUAUUAUUAAUAUUUGGAUUGAUUUAAAGACAUUUUUAAAAAGAAGAGGAAGAGGAAGAGGAGGAAGAGGAGGAAGAGGGCGGUCACACUGAGAACGACUGAUAUUUAUUUUCUUAAACGAGUUUAAUUUAUGAAGUUAUAUUUAAUGUAGUGUGAGGGGGAGGAGUCUGUGGAGGUCAGGAGGUCAGGAGACGUGUCCACGCUGGUCGUGGAGCUCGGUCUCGGUCCGACUCCUCCACGUGGUCCUGGUCUGACGUCACGUGAGUCCACGUGUGAAGGUUCCUCUGGUCGUGAUGCUGGAAAUAAAUCAUGUGAUAAGAUUC